Molecule: messenger RNA, 1783 nt
Organism: Erythranthe guttata (spotted monkey flower)
Lineage: Eukaryota; Viridiplantae; Streptophyta; Magnoliopsida; Lamiales; Phrymaceae
Product: E3 ubiquitin-protein ligase SINAT5
Biological process (GO): multicellular organism development; ubiquitin-dependent protein catabolic process
Cellular component (GO): cytoplasm
Molecular function (GO): zinc ion binding; protein binding; ubiquitin protein ligase activity
Source: RefSeq, a predicted model, not a curated record
CAAAAUCAACGGCGAUCCUCGUUUUCUCUCUCUCCUCUUAUAAACCAGAGAGAGAGAGAGAAGCAACGUACCUUUCCAGGGAAUGAUCCUUCCUUAGGUAGGUUCAUUUUUAAUCGGUUCUCUCAUUCUCUCUCUCUUUCCAUUUUCUUUCAGAUUCCUUCGCUUUCAGAAGAAAGUGAAGGAAAAACAAAAAUAUAUAGAGAGGAUAUUUGAAAAAACAAAAUUGAAAAACGGAAUUACGCCCUAAAUCGAUGAAAGAUAGCAUUUUCGGGAUUGGGCAUCUCAGAUUUCUGUCGAAGAUCAAAAUAUUUCUCCGUCGGAACCAGGUAUUUCCCCGGACGAUUAAAUUUCUGCAGCUGGGCUUUUGAUAUUUGUUUCAAGAGAUUGAAUUUUGACUAGAAGGUCGGUGGUCUCGAAGAUUUGUAUUUCGCAGAUUUCUGUCAAUUUUUUCUAAGUGGGAAACCCUACGAUUGAAUUUCUGGAAGUUUUGAAAUUGCACAGAAGAUUGAAUUUGGGAAGAGUGUAUUGUAUUGUAUCACAUUUUACUGACAAUUAUAUAUAGAUUUCUAGAAGGGCCUAUAUAUAUUUUUUGGAGGGAAAAAAAAAGGGGUUUGAUCUUAGGAUUGGGUGUUGGAGAAAUUGGGCAGAAUUUGAAAAUGGCAGCAGUUGAAAUCGAAAGUGUGGAGUGUGUGUCUUUAUCGGAUGGAAUUGAGGAUGAAGAAGAGAUACAGUCUUCUUCACAUCCUCAUAACAAUCAUCACUCUUCUUCGAAACCUCAUAGUGUGGCCCCCGCUGGAAUCGGCCCCACGAGCGUCCAUGAAUUACUGGAAUGCCCCGUUUGCACUAACUCAAUGUACCCACCCAUCCAUCAGUGUCAUAAUGGGCACACUCUGUGUUCGACAUGCAAGACAAGGGUGCACAAUCGGUGCCCUACAUGCAGACAAGAGCUAGGCGAUAUCAGGUGCUUGGCAUUAGAAAAAGUUGCAGAGUCACUGAAUCUUCCCUGCAAGUACUUAUCGUUAGGAUGCUCGGAAAUCUUCCCAUACUACAGCAAACUCAAACACGAGGCAGUUUGCAAUUUCAGACCGUACAAUUGCCCAUACGCUGGAUCAGAGUGUGCGGUAACAGGCGACAUCCCUUAUCUGGUUGCCCAUUUAAGAGACGACCACAAAGUGGACAUGCACACAGGUUGUACCUUCAACCACCGCUACGUAAAGUCAAACCCCCGCGAAGUGGAAAACGCCACCUGGAUGUUAACAGUGUUCAAUUGUUUCGGGCAAUAUUUCUGCCUCCACUUCGAAGCGUUUCAACUGGGAAUGGCGCCAGUCUACAUGGCGUUCCUGCGAUUUAUGGGAGACGAAAAUGAUGCAAGAAACUACAGCUACAGCUUAGAGGUAGGAGCGAACGGGAGAAAGCUAAUAUGGGAGGGGACCCCACGUAGCAUAAGGGAUAGUCACCGUAAAGUGAGAGAUAGCCACGACGGUCUCGUUAUACAACGGAACAUGGCUCUUUUCUUCUCCGGUGGAGAGAGAAAGGAGCUUAAGCUCAGAGUUACCGGAAGAAUCUGGAAGGAACAACAGAAUCCUGAUGCUGGUGUUUGUAUUCCAAAUCUUUCUAGCUAAACCUUAACCCUUUUUUCUUUUUCUUCCUUUUCUGGAUAUUGUGCUUCUUCGUCGUUUGAAUAUAUAUAUAUAUAUAUGUGUCUAUGUAUGUAUUGUAUGCUUGUUGAUGUAACUUAUACCUUUGGUUUUCAUUUUUUUCUUGAAAAAAAAAAUUCAAAUGA